AUGGGAACCUUUGUCGGUCACGUGUACCCCGGGCUGUUUCUACUCUCAUAUGGACUUUAUCAAGCCGUCGUGGUCUCCAAAGCCGUGAUAUUCAAUGACUCUCUCCUGCAUCCUUCAUCCCCUCCCGGGAACAAGGGGAGAUGGGCCAGGCUGUGGCAAGCAUCCUACGGAGGUUUGCUGAAGACGCUGGCUGGCUCCAUCCUGAUAGCUUACGAGAUCAGCUGCGUCAAAGGGGGGCUGAUACUGAUGAACAGGGAGCUGCCCCCGAGGUUCAUGUACGCCAAACAGUGGCAGCAUCUCACCAUGUUCGUCCUCCUCACCCUCCACGGCUUUGUAGACGUCACGAGCAGGAACCUGCUGCCUCAGCGCUGUCUGCUCCUAGAAAAAGGGACCCUGGUGCUGACUUGCUACGUGCUCCUGCUGCUGCUGGUGUCACACAUCCAGGACUCGGAAGGGGUGGAGCUGCAGACUCACGCUCUGCUCAUCUUGGUGGUGGCCCUGCUGACGCUGCUGCUGACGGCAGCGCUGUGGACUCCGGCCACGGCUCAGCUCUCCGUGAUCGAGACCUUUCUGUUUCAGAUGAUGGGCUCCUGGCUGAUACAGGCGGGCUUCAUUCUAUACAAACCAGUCACCGGCUACCCGUGGCAGGACGAUGACAUCAAUGACAUCAUGUUUGUCACCACCUUCUUCUGCUGGCACGUGAUGGUCAACGCUUUGUGCCUGCUGGGGAUCUACGGCGUCUCCUGCUUUUGGUACCAUUGUUACCGUCCCAGCGUGAGGCUGACCGGGUCCAGAGAUGCUCCAUGUCACACGAGCGCAGUGGGGCCCGUCUACAAACUGCUGCAGGAGGUGGAGCAGUCAGAGAAAGAGGACCAGGCUCUCCUCCUUCCUCAGAGCUCUGCCUGA
Molecule: messenger RNA, 906 nt
Organism: Vicugna pacos (alpaca)
Lineage: Eukaryota; Metazoa; Chordata; Mammalia; Artiodactyla; Camelidae
Gene: TEDDM1
Product: transmembrane epididymal protein 1
Source: RefSeq, a predicted model, not a curated record